GCCACAACUAACAUUUCGCUAAACCCAAUCUCAAGACAAGUAAACGAUGAGAGAGCCAACGCAAAGUGCCAAAAGACUUCCCUCAUCUUCUUUCCCUUCGGCUCCGCAACAGACGCGAAAAAGAGAACGAAUACGAUAAACGAUACCCGAGCAAGAAACCCUAACCCUAGCUUCCCCCACCCGUCCCCGAUUCCCGGCGACUGGGCCUCUCCCUUUCCGAUUUAGGGUUCCCUCGAUGUCCAGCUGCCGUCGCUUCGUCGGCCCCCGGCCUUGAGCGCCGCGCGGUGGCCCGGGCUAACGAUGAUGGGUAGAGGCUCCGUUGAUGUUCCUGCGGAGGCGGCGGUGCCCGGCGUGAAUCUCUUCGCGCAGGCCCGGAAGGCGCUGUCGGUCUCCUCCCCCUUCGACCCCGAGGAGUCCGCUCCCCGGGUCCCGACGCUCCCCUCGGGCUUGGCGUCCUUCCUCCUGCGGGGUCCGGACAGCCACAGGAAGCACAAGAAGUCCCACGGAGAGGCCGCCGAGAAGCCCUCGGGGCACGGGACGCCUCCGACUGUGUGGGAUGUGACUGAGGAGUUCUUCCGACCGGUUACUCUGUCUGAUAUCGAUUUGUUGGCGCCGAAACUCCCAUUGUGUCCCGGCUUGCUGGAUUCGUGCUUCACCAUGCCGGUGUUUGAUAAUGGGGUGGAGGAUGACAAGAAAGAUAGUAAGGCGGAUACUUGUGCAGCUGAAUUGAGUUCCAUUACAUUGUCCAAGAAGGAGGAGGUGAUUUUGGAGCAGCAAAUUGAGGAGGUGGAGAAGGUUCAGGCAACUGAGGAACUUCCUCCCAUGGAAAUAGAUGAGAUUGUGACUUCUGUUGGUGAUGCAAUGCCGAUGCAAACAGUAGGAGAUGAUGAUAAUCUGUCUUUGCAUUGGCUUUUGGGGUCGAAGAAACGAUUGGUUCUCUUGGCUGAGCGCGCCGAUAAGAAACGGAAGCUCUUGGAUGGAGAUGCUGGCUUGGAUAGGCUGUUACUGCUUCCUCAUUCACACACAGGAGUUAAUCUCUGUGAUUUCUGUUGCUCCAUAGAGAAUGGAGUGAAGAAAAAUAAGUUUCUUCGUUGCCAUUCUUGCAAAGUUGUGGUGCACCAGAGAUGUUAUGGAGUGCAUGAGGUUCCAGAGGGGGUUUGGCUGUGUGCUUGGUGUAAGCAUUUGGAGACAGCUGGAAUAGUUUCAAAGAGAGACGGUGAUGACCUCAGUUCAAGGCCAUGCUUGCUUUGUCCUAAAGAUGGUGGAGCACUGAAAACAGUGACAAUGGAUCCUUCCCUUAGCCCGAGUGAUGGUGCUGCGAAGUUUGUGCACUUGUUUUGCAGCCUAUGGACACCAGACGUAUAUGUGAAAGACACUUGGGCAAUGGAACUGGUUAUGAACAUGGGAGGGAUACAAGAUAAACGCAGGAAGUUAGUAUGUAACGUGUGUAAGGUGAAGCAUGGUCUAUGCAUAAGAUGCAGCCAUGGGACAUGCAGAACAUCUUUUCAUCCUUUGUGUGCAAGGGAGUCAAAUCAUCAGAUGGAGAUAUGGGGAAAGUUCGGAUGCACUAAUGUUGAGUUGCGAGCUUUUUGUUCAAAGCAUUCGACUUUUCAAGAUAUGGGUGGUGUUAAGGACACAAACAAUCUUCUAUUGGCUAUUGAUGAUAAGAAAUUGGUACCAAAGCUUUCAUCUGCUGUUCUACCUACUAAAAAGUUACCAACGUUACAGCUUACUCCCAAUAAAAGAGAUCAAAUCAUGAUGCAAAAUGAAAUUGCAAAUUUGAACUCAGAAAAGAUACUCCAAAUGAAGCCUGAUGAGCAGGAUGCCUUAGUUGAUAGGCUUGAUUCCAACAGUGGUCAAGCAGGUACAAUUGCGGAGAUGGAUACUGAUGGAGCUGUUGAUAGCAAAAAUAUUAAAAGAAGUACCUAUGAUGUCUCUGCAAUUCUGAGAAAGCUAAUUGAUCAAGGUAAAAUUAAUGCCGAUGAUGUUGCAUCAGAGAUGGGCAUCUCAUUGGACUCCUUACAAGCGGCUCUUAUCGGAGAAACAACGUCCUUUUCACCUGGGUUAAGGUUGAAAAUCAUCAAGUGGCUUCAGAGUUCUGUACUUACACCAACUUUGCAACCAUCAAAAGUUAGGAAUGGUCCUGUGAUAUCAUCAGAUUAUAGAGUCACAAAGUUUGAUGGACUAAAUGAUGCUAAAAUAGAAGAUCCAGGAAAUAAUCCAGGUGGUGAUGUCACAGGUGUUGAAGUAUCGGAUGCUGUUCUUGUUAAGUUGUUGCCACCACGGAGAAGAACAAAAAGCAACAUCAUGAUAUUGAAAAAUAACAAAGCAUUACGUUCAUCUGGACUGGCUUCUGUUUUGGAAAAUGGUAAUGGGAAAAUAGUUGAUGAGAUUGACAACAUUCAAGUUGUCAUAAGCGAAGAUAUGAAAGGAAAUAUUAAUGAGAGGAUAUGUUCUAGUCUCCUUAUUGGAUUGUCAAAUGACCAAAAGCCUGUGGUGAUGACUCUGGAAGACACAUCUAAAGCUGAAGAUUCUGUCCCAUCAGAUCCAAAUCAAGGGCAGAAAAAUGACAUGGCAAAUGAUAUUGAGGAGAAAGUGUCUUUUUUGCAUUAUGAGGGAAACCAAGCUGUUGAUACUAAUACCACGACUCAAAAUACCAUGCAGAGUGGUUAUUCUAAUUACUAUGAUGGUGAAGUUGAUGUGGUGCUUUGUACUAAAUCUUAUCUUGAAAAUGGUGGAUCUGGUUCUGUUUUUGUUGUUCAUCCAUUGAUCAAGAAAAAGUUGUUGCACAUGCAGAAUUCUGAACUCUUAAAGAACAAGCCUACAGAUCCAUUCUCUAAUGCCAAGUCUUUGUGUUCUUCCUGUGUCCAACAAGGAUUGCUUUGUGCUGCAAGCUAUACAUCGGAUGGUGCAAAAGAGCUUGAUCAGCUUUCUAAAGCUAAAAGCGUCGGUGUCUUGGACCUUUCCCCUGAAGAUGAAGUGGAGGGAGAAAUAAUUUACUUACAAGCUAGGCUACUUGAUAAUGCUGUUUUGAUCAAGCAUAAUUGUGAAGAUUUGUUGUUGAAGAUUGUUGAGAAUCUUGCUCAUGAGCUAAAUGCAUUAAAUAAACGCAAAUGGGACCUAAUCCUUGUCAAUCAAUUUCUUCGUGAAAUUAGAGAAGCAAAGAAGCGAGGAAGGAAAGAGAGAAAGCAUAAAGAAGCUCAGGCUGUACUUGCUGCGGUUACUGCUGCAGCUGCAGUUUCAUCAAGAAACUCUUCAUUAAGGAAAGAUUCAAAUGAUGAGACUGUCUUGGGUACCCAGGAGACUCCCAUAAAAAUAAAUGCUGCGACUGGUAUAGCUGGGUUACACCCCCCAUUGGUUCCUCAAACAACUGAGGCUUUUAGGUCAACCUUUGGUAAAUUAUCAUCAGCCAAGCAUUCCAUGGCUUUCCAGAUGCCAGAGUUUUUAAAAGACAAUGCCCUGUCCUGUGAGAUUUGCAUGCGAACUGAGACAAUAUUGAACCGGGUCUUUGUCUGUUCGAGGUGCAAGGUUGCAGUUCACUUAGACUGUUACCGUAGGCUUAAAAGUCCAAUUGGAUCAUGGAAAUGUGAGCUAUGCGAGGACAUGUCACUGCCAUCUACUAGCCCUAAAAGUCAAAUAGACGGCAAGGGCACAUCUGCUGUUGUAGCUCAGUGUGGCUUAUGUGGUGGUGUAACUGGUGCUUUGAGAAAGUCAGCAGAUGGACAGUGGGUUCAUGCCCUCUGUGCAGAGUGGUUGUUGGAGUCAAGUUUCAGAAGAGGGCAAGAGAAUCUGGUAGAAGGAAUGGAUACCAUUUCCAAGGAAAAGGCCACUUGUUGUAUCUGCUAUCACAAUGUUGGUGCAUGCCUGAAGUGCAGCUAUGGACACUGUAAAGUUACUUUCCAUCCUUCUUGUGCUACUAGUGCUGGAUUUUACAUGAAUGCCAAGGUCACUGAUGACAACAUACAACAUAAGGCUUAUUGUGGCAAGCAUAGCAUAGGGCAGAGGGAGGCUGACAACCAGCAAUGUGGUUCUGAAGACAUUAAUAGCUUAAAACAAAUACGGGUUGAAUUGGAAAAAUUACGUCUUCUUUGUGAACGAAGUAUCAAAAGAGAAAAGUUAAAGAAAGACUUGGUUCGUUGUUCACAUGACAUACUUGCUUCAAGGAGGGAUUGUGCUGCGUACUCAGUGCUUGUAAGGAGUUCCUUCCAAUCUGGGGCCAGUUCGGAAUCUGCUACAACUUCUAUAAAUAAUAGGUCCUACAGUGGAACAAUCCAGAGAUCAGAUGAGAUCACUGUAGACAGUACUGUUUCCAGGGAACACACAAUUAGGUGUUCCUUGCAUAAUAAGAACUUUGAUAGAAACACUGAUGACAGCUCCUCAUCACAACUAUCAUUCAAACGAAAAUUAGCCGAUAGGGCAUCUUUUGCUGGUAAGCAACUUCCACAAAAAUCAGCAUCUAAUGCAUUUUGGAAAUCAGCAGAUGGAGAAAAUAGACCUAAGGCAAAAAAGACAGAGACUUUCCAGAAGGAACUCGUCAUGACUUCAGACCAAGCAUCUAUGCAGAAUCAGCGUCUUCCUAAAGGAUAUUUUUAUGUUCCAGUUGGAUCUCUUUCCAAAGAACUGCCACUUGAACAGGAUUUGGAGUCUCAUGAGCUACAAGAGCCUGGUGGAUAGGUGCAAAGAGGAGUGAGUUGGUUCUUUCUUUUUCACUCGUGGGGGCCAGAGUGGUCCAGUGUACAAUUUUAAAGGAGGAUGCAGCUCGGUUGAUGUGCUGAUGUUGCAAAACAGCAAGGCUGGUGCUGAUGUUGCAAAAAUAGGGAGGGAUUGCCGAUGUAUUUGUACACGGAGAUGCAGCCUCAAGAAAAUUUUGAUGUAUAUCUAUUGAAGAUCAAAUGUAUGAAGUGUUGGAGUGAGUUUCCAAAAAUGUAUGAUGUGGCUGUUACUGUUUGUUGACUGCCAGCUGGCUGCCUGCCAUUAGCUACCCACUUAAUGGCCAUGAUGGAAGCUUGGCUCUUUAAUGCAUCUGUAUAUGUGGGUAUAGGAUCAUUUAGGUUACAGGUUUUGUAAAAUUAUUUGUACAUUCUUGGCAUCUCAAUAUUUCUUAGGACCAGUGUACUUUUUUCCA
Musa acuminata subsp. malaccensis (wild Malaysian banana) is the source of this 5125-nucleotide messenger RNA. RefSeq lists its product as uncharacterized. The record is from RefSeq and is a predicted model, not a curated record. NCBI's taxonomy places the organism in Eukaryota, Viridiplantae, Streptophyta, Magnoliopsida, Zingiberales, Musaceae. Gene Ontology annotation, biological process: regulation of transcription by RNA polymerase II.